CAGUUCUAAAGAUGGCGCUACCCGGUGUUUUACUCGUGCGGCUCAGGGCGCUGUGUAAUGUCGCGAAAUAUGUCCAAGCAGGCGGAAAAACGGCGUCGAAUUGCCGCGGAGCAGUGCGCUGGCACGGGACGAAAACGCGGAGCUUCGAGGAAAGCGGCACGUCGCAUUUACAAGAUAACGUGAGCCCGAACCUCCUGAAGGAGUUUCCGGACCCUAAAGGUCUCUUGUAUAACACCAUCUCCCGUUCUCUGGGAGUCAGCGACCUGACCCAGCUCAUCCAGUACAGCUGCACGGAAGGUGAUGGCGUCAAGAAAGCCACCGUCACCCUGCUGUGGCCCUUCAAGAUGGAAGAGGAAGGUUUUGCCUCCAGGAAGAUCGACGCGGAACGAUUCGCUGCAGCCGCUGCGUGUUUCAAGCUCAGACAAAUGGGUGUCAUUGGUCAAGGAAAUCAGCUCCCGACGAAGAGAGCUGGCAGGGGGAGAGGAGGCGUGCAAACGCAACUCUAUGAUAACGAAGAAGAGUCCUGGACAGAGAAUGUCCCCGUUCCCAAAGCGAGAGCGGACGAGCACAAAGUCGGCGUUCCUCCCCAAGAAUUCGCCCAGGAUUUCGCCACCGUCUUCGAAGCUCUCCGCCUGUUCCCGCAACCCAAGUCUCUCCUCACCAGGAUCAUCCAGGCGGCCACGUCGUCCAACAGAAUCGGGGAGAUAAUUCAGUACAAGACGACGGGAGGAAAGCUAAAGAAGUGCGACCUGACGCUGCAGUGGCCGGAGAAGAUGAUGUUCUCCGCCACGGCGAAAAGCCGGUUGGCGGCGGAGAGGACGGCGGCGGCUCUCGCCUGCGUGAAACUGAAGGAGCUGCACUUGCUGGACAGCGCCAACAACCCGCUGACUCACGCCAACUACCACCGAGCGGAGGUGAGGGAGGCUGGAGAGCGAGACAGACGGCCCCUCCCUCUGGAAGUCCCAGAAUACCUGGAGAAACGCAUGAGGGAAUACCUGGCAGAGUACCCGGUGGCGACAGACGUACAGAAGCUGUGGGAGGACGAAGAGGCCAGAGGCCAGCAGGCGGUGAACCAGGAGGAAGACGAGGAGGACGAGGAGGACUUGACGGACGCCGUCACGGGCCGGCCGUACAGACCUCUGUCUGAGCCCGAGGCCCGGCAGCUCAGCGCCCACCUGCUGGAGAAGUGGGAGGCGGUGAGCCCCGGGCUGAGCGUGCGGCUCCCGGUAGACGCCCACCGCGAGCGCGUGAUCUCCGAGGUGCGGUCGUCCAGGGUGGUCGUGAUCGACGGCGAGACGGGGUGCGGCAAAACGACGAGGAUCCCUCGCUUCCUGCUGGAGGAGGGCGUGAGGGACGGCCAGGGCGCCACGUGCAACGUCCUGGUGACCCAGCCUCGCCGGAUAAGCGCCGUGUCCGUGGCCCAUCGUGUGGCUCAUGAGAUGGGUCCGGCUCUGAGAAGCUCUGUGGGAUAUCAGGUGAGACUGGAGAGCCGCCCGCCCGAGCGCAGCGGAGGAGCCCUCCUCUUCCUCACGGUGGGCAUCCUGCUCAGGAAGCUGCAGUCCAACCCGUCGCUGAAGGGAAUCAGCCACGUGGUGGUGGACGAGGUCCACGAGCGGGACGUCAACACGGACCUGCUGCUGGCGCUGCUGCGCUCCAGCUUGAAGGAGAACCCCGACCUGCGGGUGGUGCUCAUGAGCGCCACCGGGGACAAGCGGAGGCUGUCCGACUACUUUGGGGGCUGCCCGAUUGUGAAAGUGCCCGGAUUCAUGCACCCGGUGAAGGACCAAUACCUGGAGGACGUGCUGAGGGAGAUGGGACGCCCCGCAGUCCCCAAGAGGGUGGAGGCGGACAAGCAGGGCGGAAGAGUCGACAUCACACCAGAUACAGAUCUCGUAGCUGAUGUAAUCGAGCACAUUGACCGAUGUGGCGAGCCAGGUGCCGUGUUGUGCUUCCUCCCCGGGUGGCAGGACAUCAAAGCCGUUCAAGAGAAGCUGCAGGCGAAGCGACACUUUUCCUCCGGCUCACAGAUGAUCUUGCCGCUGCACUCUAGUUUAUCGGUAGCAGACCAGCAGUUGGUGUUCCAGCACCCCCAAGAGGGCCAGAGGAAGAUUGUCCUCGCCACUAACAUUGCAGAGACCUCCAUCACCAUCGAUGACAUCGUCCACGUGGUGGAUGUGGGAACUCACAAAGAACAGAAUUAUGACCCGCGCACCAAGGUCUCGUGUCUGGACACGGUGUGGGUAUCUCACUCUAAUGUCACUCAGAGAAAAGGGCGAGCGGGCCGAUGUCAGCCGGGACGGUCCUACCACCUGUUCCCCCGGAAGCAGAUGGAGUCCAUGGCCCCCUUCCCCAUCCCGGAGAUCCUGCGCACGCCGCUGGAGAAUCUCGUAGUGCAAGCCAAGAUCCACAGUCCUGACUGCAAGGCUGUAGAUUUCUUAUCCCAAGUGUUGGACAGUCCAGAGCGAGAUGCUGUGAGAGAGGCUGUUAAGAAUCUGCAAGACAUCGGAGUCUUGGACAAGACGGAAACCCUGACGCCGUUAGGAGAGCGCGUCUCCUGCAUGUCGUGCGACCCCCGCCUGGGCAAGGUGCUGGUCCUGAGCGCCAUGUUCCGGUGUGUCCUGCCCAUGCUGUCGGUCGCCGCCUGCCUGACCAAAGACCCGUUCUACAACAGCAUGCAGAACAGAGGCCUCGUGAGCAAGGCCAAAGAGGCUCUGAGCCGCUCCAGCUCCAGCGACUACUUGGUGUUCAUUCGAGCCGUGUUGGGCUGGAGGAAACUUCAGCACGAGGGCGACCGGGAGGAGCGCGACGAGUUUCUGCACCGGCACACUCUGUCCCGGUUCAGCCUGCGCUUCAUCAACGGUCUCAUCUCUCAGUUCAGCGAGAACCUGAGCGAAGCCAAGGUGGUGUCUCACGCCCGGGAGUGCCAGCGCUCCACGUCGCUCUACAACGAGCACAGCGACCAGGACGAGCUGCUGAAGGCUGUGCUGCUCGCCGGGCUCUAUCCCAACCUCAUCCAGGUGAAGAAGGGUCUCGUGAGCAAGGGGCGCUUUCGGCCCGACAGUAUGCACUUCCGCACACUCAAUGGGCCGGUGAUGCUUCACCGCGCCUCCGUCAACAGGGGGAAGCCAGAGCUUCCUAGUCGCUGGCUGACCUUCUUCAGCGCCGUCCAGUCCAACGGAAGUGUUUUCGUCAGAGACUCCUCGGCAGUCCAUCCUCUCGCCCUGCUGCUGCUCACAGACUGUGACCUCACAGAGACAGUAAGGGGAGACCGGGUGGAAGUGGCGCUCCCCGGCCGCUCGAUGGUGCGCUGCGAGUUGUCGGCGGAGACCUGGGAGCUGCUGUGGGAGGUCCGCACGUCCAUCCAGACCAUGCUGUACCGCAACCUCCGCCGCCCCGGCGACGCCAACUCGUCUCAAGACGGGAAGCUCAUCUCCCUCUUCGUGGAGCUGCUCAACAACACGGACGCCAACCCCGUGGCUCCGAGCAGCGACAGCGAGGUGGAUUGACGACAGAGGCCGCCGGCAUCUCGUGGGUGUGUGUUUUCUUGAGGGGAAGAAAGUUGGGGCACUCGGUCAAUACUUGACUUGAAGAGGAGCAACGUGGAGCGGACGGUCGUCUGCUGCGGUGACUGUCGAGGUGAAUGAUGAACUCGUUUCUGGUGGGAGGCGAUCCAUCCCUUUUUGAUUGUGCUUUACUGUAUUUGUAUCCGCUUUCUGAAAAGCAGAAGUUUAAUUUUUCUUUGCUCGCGUCAUUGGCUAAAAGGUAAUUAAAGCAGACCGCGUAUAAUAAUUGAUGUCAUAUUUAUUGCAAUAAAUAUUCACAUGCUAACAUAAAA
Messenger RNA from Pseudoliparis swirei, 3835 nucleotides. It is a transcript of the gene dhx30, whose product is annotated as DEAH (Asp-Glu-Ala-His) box helicase 30. Lineage: Eukaryota; Metazoa; Chordata; Actinopteri; Perciformes; Liparidae. Gene Ontology annotation, cellular component: cytoplasm; nucleus; intracellular anatomical structure. The record is from RefSeq and is a predicted model, not a curated record. Gene Ontology annotation, molecular function: DNA helicase activity; G-quadruplex RNA binding; ATP binding.